AUGUUUGGCCAAAACCCACCGGUAUACACAAAACCCACUUCUCAACCUUCACCGGCUCAGCAAUUAUUACAUCAACCACCUACCAAUGGAGGUCAGAACACUUUAACGUCACCAGUUCUUCAUGCCUAUCAUCCACAGUCGCCAACACCGCCUCCUUUACCGCCUCCACCGCCUUAUCAUUCUGUUGCAACAAAUAAACCGGCUAGUAGACCGAGAAGUCGUAGUCAAGCUGCACCAGUUCCUCCACCGAAUCCACGGUACAUGAUUCCGUCACAAAAUCAUAUGUAUCAACAACCACCACCGUCACAACAACAUUCUAGCUCAUUGCCAAGGUUUCUAUCUGGAGAAGAUUCUUCACAACUUCAUAUUUCAAGUAUACUUGAUGAUCCAUCACCACCUUUUGUCCCACAGCCUGCACCAUUGCCAACAACACAAAAUCCAGAGUUGGUAAAACUACAGUCUGCGGUUUAUGAUAAAGUAAAAAAGAGUUGCAAUGAAUACUUUGAAAGAUCAACGCCAGAAAUACAUAUGAUAAUGGGUUGUGGUGAACAGCUAAAUAAAAGCAAAGAGCGCAUUAACCAGGAAC
Molecule: messenger RNA, 586 nt
Organism: Racocetra fulgida
Lineage: Eukaryota; Fungi; Glomeromycota; Glomeromycetes; Diversisporales; Gigasporaceae
Source: the annotation of a GenBank genome assembly